Paecilomyces variotii is the source of this 1045-nucleotide messenger RNA. Its product is annotated as Fcf2 pre-rRNA processing-domain-containing protein. Bases 211 to 891 code for a protein of 226 amino acids. Gene Ontology annotation, cellular component: nucleolus. The record is from RefSeq and is a predicted model, not a curated record. Gene Ontology annotation, biological process: RNA processing. The transcript is spliced from 3 exons. Gene Ontology annotation, molecular function: RNA binding. Lineage: Eukaryota; Fungi; Ascomycota; Eurotiomycetes; Eurotiales; Thermoascaceae.
UUCUACUCUUAAUUUAUUUUCCUCCAUCACGCAAAAUAUUCUGUGCAGCUAUCAUUUCACUGCUGGGUAAAUGUCACUGUCUCAACUGUUCAAAUAGUGCCAACCACUCUUGGUGGCCGUCCAGAGUACAUACAUACUGCCUUGUCUACUGAUUCGAUUUGAGAGAGCUUGCGAACGCUGGCGAGCUCUACCUUCCAUUUGCCCUCCAGCAUGGAGAAGCAGGACCAAACAAAUGUCUUAACGGAUGAGGACAUUGAGCAGUUGCUCUCACAAGCAGAGACUAGACUGCGAAAUGCGCAGGCUACGGUUAAUGGAGUCACCCCUGUAGGCAAUGGUGCCUCGCAACCCACCUGGUCAAGUAUUCUCAAAUUGGACUCUUGUCAAACUUCGUCACCCUAUGUACAGCAGCGAGAUGAAAUCGCUACCGUUGACACGUCGCGAAUCAUUGACCGCGCCCAGAAACAGCAGGCGGAGACUGUGUAUCCAGUAGAGAGGAUCACGGCGAACAGCCAGAUCAAGAAGGAUAAACAGACUGCAGGAAGCGACUGGUUCGAUCUUCCGAAGACAAAUUUAACACCGGAGCUGAAAAGAGAUCUACAAAUGAUUCGCAUGCGUUCGGUACUGGACCCUAAAAGGCAUUACAAAAAGGGGGUCGAUGAGGGCGGCAUUCCAAAGUUCUCUCAAGUGGGAACAGUUGUUGAAGGUCCUACUGAGUUCCUUAGUUCCCGAAUACCAAAGAAAGAGCGCAAGAGAACUUUCGUUGGCGAGGCUAUGGCUGCGGAACGACAGUCUGGGCGUUUCACAGCUAAGUACAGAGACAUUCAAGCCGCCAAGACCAGUGGUAAGAAGUCUUACUAUAAGAACUUACUAGCAAAGAGACGAAAGAGGUAGAUGUGCAGGUUUUUUAAAGACGUUCUAGCAGGUCUUGUACUAGAUCAUGCCGCGACUCUUAAGAAACCGAAAAAUUGCCUGGUGAACUAAUAACAAUUGAUCUCCUAGCUGGGCUCAAUUAUCUCACCUCAAAAACCAUCCUUCUCUUCGACUU